This is a messenger RNA of Ostrinia furnacalis (Asian corn borer), 1284 nucleotides long. Its product is annotated as pseudouridine-5'-phosphate glycosidase-like. Gene Ontology annotation, cellular component: cytoplasm. The record is from RefSeq and is a predicted model, not a curated record. The coding region runs from base 1 to 1005 and encodes 334 amino acids. Lineage: Eukaryota; Metazoa; Arthropoda; Insecta; Lepidoptera; Crambidae. Gene Ontology annotation, molecular function: pseudouridylate synthase activity; hydrolase activity, acting on glycosyl bonds. The transcript is spliced from 5 exons.
AUGCCUUCGUCCUGUGACGUAUACCGUUUUCAUCAGGUAUGCGAGCGCCACGGCCGAAGACUCCUCUGCCAGUUGGUGGGCGACAGUCUGCUGGAACCGUUCUGGCCGACCGGGUCUGGUUGCGCGCGCGGGUUCCUAUCGGCGUUGGACGCCGCGUGGGCGGUGCGUGCUUGGGGACAGAACCCGCUACCGCAUCCCUUGGAGGUCAUCGCCGAGCGGGAGUCCAUAUACCGGCUGCUGGGAGGCGUACACCGUGAAGGUGAGAGUAGUUUGGACAUAUCGGCGGACCUUAACGAGCUGGGACGCAGCAAGACCCUGGUGGUGUGUAGCGGCGUCAAAUCCAUCCUUGACAUUGGGAGGACUUUGGAAUAUUUGGAGACCCAAGGCGUGUGUGUAUGCACUUUUGGGAACAACACGGAAUUCCCCGCAUUCUACACGGUGCGUUCCGGAUUCCGCGCCCCAUACAAUGUGGAGAACGCGCGGCGAGCGGCAAAAGUUCUAGGUGCUGCUAAAUCGCUGCGAUUGCAGUCAGGCAUCAUCAUAGCAGUGCCAGUGCCAGAGGAGUAUGCCAUGGACGAAUCAAUAAUAGAUAAGGCAAUUAACACCGCGCUAGAAGAUGCGAAGAAAAAGGGUAUCCAAGGCAAAGAAGUAACACCAUUCAUACUUUCUGCUGUUGCCAACGCUACCGGCGGUGAUUCUCUCAAAUCCAACAUCGCGCUCGUAAAGAACAACGCGAAAGUCGGCGCCGACAUCGCUGUUGAAUUUAAAAAGCUGGGGAAUGCCGACAAUUUGACUGCUUCGAAUAUUGGAUUCCCGGGGAUGAGUUCGCCGAAUGCGGCGAGACGGCUCCAUACCUCGUGCGCGACGAGCAACAAAAUCGAUAGCGGUUACGACUUGCCGCGGAUCGCGAAUCCGGAUGGCGACGUGCUCGUGAUUGGCGGCGCUAACGUGGACAGGACGUAUAGAGUCGCCGAAGACAAAGUUCAGGUCAGUAAAAAUAAGUAAACUCGAGUUAUAAAACUUUGAUAGUCGCUGUUAUGAACGAACAAAUGUCGGAAUAAAUUUUGUAGUAGAUUUUUUUAAACUUACCUGGAAUUUGACUCGGUCGAACGAUUACGUACCAGAAAAAGAAUCUUUCAGGUUGCCAUAUUAAGCACAGUUAUUGCAACUUUGCAUAAUAUUGAAUAUUUUUCAUGCGAGACUAUUUCGUGAUUCCUCUUUAUUCUUUUGUUAGCUUACUCAUAUUAUUUUAGUAGUUAACACUUUUUUAAUUUACCUACUACU